This is a messenger RNA of Aspergillus homomorphus CBS 101889, 609 nucleotides long. Its product is annotated as aconitase. Gene Ontology annotation, cellular component: mitochondrion; cytosol. The coding region runs from base 1 to 360 and encodes 119 amino acids. The transcript has 2 exons. Gene Ontology annotation, molecular function: 4 iron, 4 sulfur cluster binding; aconitate hydratase activity. NCBI's taxonomy places the organism in Eukaryota, Fungi, Ascomycota, Eurotiomycetes, Eurotiales, Aspergillaceae. The record is from RefSeq and is a predicted model, not a curated record.
AUGCACGACCAACCACAUAACGCCAGCAGGCUCGCUGGUUCCGCUACCGAGACCACCUGGAGAACAUCUCCAACUAUACGCUUAUCGGCGCCAACAAGCAGUCCCCGCCACAGCCCGAUAUUACAAGAGUCAGAACCGCCGUGGGUGGUGAUCGCCGGCCACAACUACGGAGAAGGUUCCUCGCGCGAGCACGCCGCUUUGCAGCCGCGGUACCUGGGGGGCGUGGCGAUCAUCGCGAAGUCAUUUGCGCGUAUCCACGAGGCGAACCUGAAGAAGCAGGGGAUGCUGGUCUUGACAGUCGCCGAUGAGACGGAUUAUGAUCGGAUCCACGCGUCGGAUCGCGUGAGUUUCCUCGGGUGACGGAGUUGGCGCCGGGUAGAAAUUUGACGUUGAGGGUGGUGUCGGCGCGGGGGGGACCUGGGAGACGGAACUGCGGCAUACGUUUACCGAGGAGCAGAUUGAGUAUUCUCGGGUGGGGAGUGCGUUGAAUUUGAUGGGGGUGGAGCUGACGGUGCUCUUUAGAUCUUGUAUACAAAUUUCCAUCUCACGGGAGUGAUUUGAGCACGUAGAGGUCUGGGGUGGGGAGCUUGGGGGGUGAGGUGUUUGAGG